This is a messenger RNA of Diaporthe citri, 1227 nucleotides long. RefSeq lists its product as uncharacterized. Bases 1 to 1227 code for a protein of 408 amino acids. NCBI's taxonomy places the organism in Eukaryota, Fungi, Ascomycota, Sordariomycetes, Diaporthales, Diaporthaceae. The record is from RefSeq and is a predicted model, not a curated record. The transcript is spliced from 2 exons.
AUGGCGUCCAACCAGUCGGUUUCAGCAAUCGAUAACCUCAAAUUAAUGCCAGCAACAGCCUCGGAGCCGACCUCUCCACUCCAGCAGGCCGGAAUUCUGUUGGUUUUCUCCUCCACUGCAUUAGCAGUCGGGAUUACAGCCCUACGCUUGUAUGCCAAAGGCAAGGCAAGGCAGUUCUGGUGGGAUGAUGUUCUCCUAUGCGCUGCCACAGCCUUGUCCAUCGCACAGGCCGUGAGCGCUUAUUUCACCAUCAAGACCUCAUUCCUCGGAAUCCACAUUGAGGACGUUCCUGAGCAUGACCCGAUCACACCGCUGCGAUGGCAAUUCAUCAUACAACUCUGGUACAGUCCGAUACUAGGGGCUGUCAAGGCGUCCAUCCUUCUGUUCAUGCUCCGGCUCACCAGCCACAUGGCCAGAGUUAGGUGGUCAAUCCAUGCUUUGAACGCCCUGAACUUGGGCAUGGUUGCGACAAUCCUCCUUGUCGUGAUGAUCCAGUGUGGCCCCGUAGAGUUCAAUUGGGACAAGUCGAUCCGCGGCGGUACGUGCAUCAACCAGGGGUGGUUCUACUUAUCCACCGCGGCCCUGACCAUCUUUACCGACUUGCUCGUCUUGAGUCUCCCAUUCUGGGUGUUCCUCGGCCUCAAUAUGGCGCGGGGCCUCAAGAUCGCAAUCCUUUGCGUCUUCCUCGUUGGUGCAGUCGUCCCUGCCGUCGGCACAUAUCGACUCGUACUUCUCUAUCAGACAUUCUUCGAACCACCGCCGCCGGACCCGACCUACUCGAUAAGCCUCACCAGCUCUGUCAUCGAGUGCAACUUGGCCAUAGUGACGGCCUCGGCGCCGGCUCUGCGUGGGCUAUGCCGCUGUUGGUUACCGCAACUGUUCUCGAGCGGCAAGCCUAGUAACUACCCUUACAGCUACAGUAUCAGCAUGCCUCCCGAGGAAGCUGGAAGGCAGGUCUUCCUCGGUCGCUCCCGUGACACGGACGCUGCAAGCACUGCAGGUAUUGUAAUGGAGGCGUGCCCUCCGGAGAGAACAACGAGUGAGGUAGCGACGAGAGCCGGUCUGGGGAAAAUGGACGGAAAAGACCCGAUUGAGACGGACAAGGAUGGCAGGACAAUGUUGGUGAUUAUAGAAUUGGAAGAUGGUGGCAACUGGUCUCGUACCAUAGAUGACGAUGACUGGGCUCAUCGUGAUCGCCAGCUCAGGUCUUCAGCAAGUCCAGUGUAA